This is a messenger RNA of Sungouiella intermedia, 1653 nucleotides long. The record is from the annotation of a GenBank genome assembly. Lineage: Eukaryota; Fungi; Ascomycota; Pichiomycetes; Serinales; Metschnikowiaceae.
AUGGCCCUGGCUGCUCUGGCUGCACUGGAAGCAACACCAAUCGCCGAUGAAGAUGCCCACCUUUUUGUUUUGGUCCAUGGGCUUUGGGGAAGUCCGAAGCAUAUGCUGGUAGUGGAAAGAGCACUCAAGAACUCGCUUGCUGAAGUUUCUAACGAGAGAAUUAUCACUCUCAAGCCCUCGUCGUUCCGGUUCUGGAAAACAUACGAUGGAAUCGAAAGAUGUGCUGAGCGGGUCAUUGCUGAUUUACUUUACGAGAUCGAGAUUUUAAAAGAGAAAGACCACUUGAAAGUAUCCAAGAUCAGUAUCAUUGGAUAUUCGUUGGGAGGCUUAAUUUCUAGAUUUGUCGUGGGAAAAUUGUUUUCUAUGGGAUUCUUCGAUGAAGUAUCCCCAGUGUUUUUCUGUACCUUUGCUACUCCUCAUGUAGGUGUGCAUUUCUUCAGACCCAACCUCUUUGAUUAUGUGGCCAACAGGUUAGGCAAGCUCUUGUUCGGCUAUACUGGUCUACAACUAUUUGUAGCCGACAAUGAUUCAUUGCUUGUAAGAAUGGCUGAUCCAGAAUCGGCCUUCUUUCAAGGGUUGGAGCUUUUCGAGUCCAGAUUGCUAUUGGCCAAUGUCAAAAAUGACCGAAGUGUGGCAUUCUACACGAGUUAUAUCACUGAGUUUUCGCCAUUCGACCAAAUCGAUUCUGUCAACAUCAGAUAUUUGAAGGACUUACCCCCCUCGAGGAUUGGAGUUACUAAGGUAUGGCCCAAAUUCAUAGACAUGGAGAAAUCACACCGGGUUGAGAAUCCCCAAGAAUUUCAAGGAAACAGACAGGAAGCCACCUCCAUCAUUCGAUCCAACAAAAUUCUUCGUGGUACCAUUCUCCUUUCAGCAGCAGUUAUAUUAGUGCCCUUUUAUAUCCCUCUAAUCAUCUGCUUGUCGCUUUACGUCUCCGGAUAUAGUGCCUUAAAAGUGAAAUUGCUUAGAUCAAUGAGGAUAGAGGAGCACUGGAAGGAAGUUCGCCUGUCUGUGUAUCACGAAGGUGUAAUUGACUCGGAGCAUGCAGAGCAGGGUGAAUCCAGAAGAAAGCAAAGACACAAUUUGGCCAAGCACGAAACCUUCAAAGGCGAUACUUCAAACUUCACCGAAAGUGCCAUGGAGGGUAUGUUGUUUGCAGAAGACGAAUUUGUUGGAGGUCAGUCCAAGAUUAUAGAAGAGAACGAACCGUCCGACGAAGAAGAUAAAGAUUCAAACAAAGUUGUUUGUAUGGAAGCACACGAUGAGGAGCAAGCCGAGCUUUCAGAGUCGGACUCAAACCAAACCAACAAAUCGUUAUUUGCAUCCUUUUUGAGAAAGAAGCAUAUUAUCGACAUUCUGACAGAUAAAAAUGACCGGGUAGUGAGGGAGCAUGUGGAAUCAUUGAGAAACAACGACUUGUCAAAGAUUCCGCUCUUUUCCGAAGAUAGCAAGCUUGACUUGCUUGAAGAGCAGAAAAUAAUCGUGAAAAAUUUAAACAAAUUGGACUGGAUUAAGAUCGCCGUUUACCACGAUCUGUUCAAUGCGCAUGACGGAAUAGUUGCCAGAAGAGGAGAAAAAUCAAAUCCCAAGGGCACUUGCACGAUUUAUCUUUGGGCAUCUAUUCUUCGGAAUCAUAUCCGGGACCACAUUUGA